UGGACGCACUUGCAGGGUGACUGACAGGAGCAUGGAGUACCUGGAAAUCAGUAGCUUACGGAGCGUAUCAGCGAUGUGGACUGAAACGGGGUGAAAAAUAGUGAAACAUAUCGCUCCGAUUGAGUUUAAAAACAUCCCUGUACGUCGGACAAUUGUACUGGAUAUGCGGAAAGAAGAUUUACAAGGGAAUCAUUUGUGAAUGACUUCAUUUUUCGCCGGGACGCUAGCCGAUAUAUUGGCCUUUCACAGUCCCAAUGCUGCGGUCGCUUGAAAGGAAAGGAUGACUGUUUGAUUGCGUUUCGUUCCUCACCGCAACGCCUUCCUCUCUUUUUCACGGCCCGUCUGUUUUGGACCUGCUAUGGUGGACUCGAAUGCAAUGAGGAAGACUUUUGUGGUUCCGGACAUAAAGCCGCUGGAUCAGUAUGAUGUGACCCGAGCCAGGAUCUGCGCCAGUGUCGGGUGGCUGCUGGCAAAAUCUUACGGCAAUGCAGAGAAUGUUCCCGUGGAGCUGCGUGAUCCGUUCUACUGUGACCAGUAUGAGCAGGAACACCUGAAGCCUCCCGUCACACAUCUGCUGGUGUCUCCUGAACUCUACUGUCGCACCUACGGCCUUCUGCUGGGCGGAAGCCCGGGGGCCGAGGGUCCCCCCAAAGACAUCUCAGCCCUCCUACAGCUCCUGAGCAAAAAGGGCUUGACACCCAAAGACCAGAAUGUCCCUGUCACGGAGGCAGAUCUCCUCAAGAAGCCCAUAAAAAUGAGUGCCCACUUGGAGUUGAUAGAUGCUUUAAUGGCAGUGGGUGCCAUGGAGACGGUGAGUGCAGUCACGGCGAGCGGCGGAUCCGAGCUGCUCAGUACAGAUGCGAGCUGGGACAGAGCCCUGCUGUGCUGGGUGAACAGGCUGAAUCAAAAAUUGAAAGAGCAGUCGGAAGGUACACAGACUGAUGGAUCUCAGCUGAACAAUGAACCACAGCCUGUUCAGCCAUCGUGUCCCACUCGCUGGUACUGGAAACUUGUUCCUAUCCGGUACAGGAAGGACAGGAUGCAGUCUAAACUCAAACCCUGUUUUCCUGUGGUGAAUGAAGUCAAGGAUCUGUCAAAUGGAUGUGCCCUCGCUGCUGUUAUUCACCAUUACUGUCCUGGACUGCUGCGGUUAGAGGAUGUUUGUAUGAAGGACUCCAUGUCUGCGGCUGACAGCCUGUAUAACUUGCAGUUGAUUCGGGAGUUUUGUGACAGCUGUCUGAAGAACUGCUGCCCUCUAGUGUUGGAGGAUUUACUCUACAGCCCACCAGAACUAAAGACAAACAUACUGAGCUUUCUGGCAGAGCUCUUGUAUUGGUUUGAAGUGUCAAAGCCGGAGUUUGUUCAGCCCCUGCAGGACUCAGAGCUGACUGAAACAUCGGGAAGGAUUGAUAAUGGCAACAGUGGGACACGUAAAAGUGGUUCUCCUUCCAUCUUCAAGAAGCCCUUCCUGCCCAUCUCCUCUCCUGUGACCGGAGCAACAGGAUCUCUGACUCAGUCUACCUCAAUGUCUCAUGUAGAGGCAGCUGGACGGACGUGGACUAAGAACCAGCUCAGUCGUCCCCUGUCCUCUGCAGUGUCCUUUAGUAUCCCCUUUGGUCUGGACAGUGAUGUGGACAUUGUGAUGGGUAACCCUGUCAUAACUCGCUCUGCCAGCUUUGACAAUGUCAACCCCACUGGUCAAUCCAUGACUCAUGUCCCCUCCACCCCUCCAGAGGACCUCAGCCAUUUAUUAAGUAAGUCCCCUGGCCCCAACGGCCCUCAAAGAGCUUCCUGGACCACUCGGACUCGUCCAAUGCUGGCCGAGGAGAACGGCAUUGAGAGCGAAACAGGUGAGCUGCCCACUAUCGAAGAGGCAUUGCAGAUCAUCCACAAUGAAGAGAAAAUGGAGCCCCGGCUUCACCCUGACGGGGCACCUGACGGUUUCUUCCUGCAUUCAUCGGAUGAUCUAGCAAACAGUCAGCACAACGGCGAUCCGCCACCUCUUAGCUCUUCAGCCCCGCCCCGCUCAGGAAUGCUCUACCAUCGAUCUUCAGGAGCGCCGUCAGAGUCAAAUCGCUCCAGACCUACCUCAGACGGCUCUAGAGACGACGACUCUGUGUUAAGAGAUGGAAGCGUGGAUUCGGAUGCCUCUGAAGACCUACCCAAAACCCAUUCCACCCCUGCAACCCCUGCCGCUGGACCUCGUGUAACUCGUUCGCAUGAGACGCCAGACAGCGGUGUGAAGAUGACCAGCUUUGCUGAACGAAAGAAGAAAUUGGUUCCGGAGCAGGUACGACCUAAUGAGCCCGGAGCCACACAAAUGACUACCUGGGCUAAGAAGUCAGAGGAGAGUCCCAGCAAAAGUCCUGCGCUCAGCACAGAAAUGUCAGAGUUGGGUGCGAGGCUAGAGGAGAAGAGGAGGGCCAUCGAGGCUCAGAAGAAACGGAUAGAAGCCAUUUUUGCCAAACAUCGGCAGAGACUGGGAAAAAGCGCCUUCCUACAACUGAAGAAGGAACAAGAGGAUGGAGUGGAAGGGGAGGCUGGGACCUCCUCUGUAGAGGAUGAUCUUAGCCGACUGGCACUGGACGAGAGACUGGCCCGCUUAGAGAAUGAGGAGCAGCGGGAAGAGCAACAACACAAGCGUCCCUCUGUGGAGGACGAGGGAUGCGUCAAGCCCUCCGCGCAACAAGACAAUCUAGUACAGAAUGAAAAGUCCGGAGUGGACGGACCUGGAGAGAAAGGCACGGCACCGUUGGGUGAUUACAACAAUGCUGUAUCUAAACUCAGUGCGGCUCUCAAUUCUCUUCAGAACGAUAUGCAGCGUCUUUCCGAACAACAGAACCAGAUGAUGAAGAAGAAAACCACGACCAACAACCAGGCUUGGGUCAUCCCACCAAGCUCCAAACCCUCAACAGCUACCCCUCCUCGUCUGUCAAGGCAGUCCAAUCGUAACGUACCCUCUGCCUCCUCUUCCCCUUCCCCGUCUCGCAAGAACUCUAAUCACACCGCCCCACCCAAAUCGCCAGCGUCUCACCGCAGGGCACAGUCUGCACCUCCGAAGAGCCCCAAAAUGAAUCGAUCUGCAGAUGUUAAGAAGCCGCAUUCUACAAGAGUCAUUACUGCCCCUCAGAGCGUGGACACCAUCCCUCACUUACGACGAGGGUCGCCAUGGCAAUGCAGGGAUCAGAACUCGUCCUCUUUCAACAUAGGGACGCCAAGCGAAUCCCGUUCUGCAUCCUCCCUGGCCAGACCUGAGGACAACUUCUCAGACACGGGCUCCAGUGAGGAUCAGACCAUCUUUAGUAUGGAGUUGGAGGGCGGAUCUUCACAGACUUUGCCCAGAACGGUGCGCCAUGGCGGCAGCAGCUCGGGAGCUCCAUCCGAGUGCUCGUUUGAGAGCGAUGUUCCCACAGCGGGUUUGAAUGGCAAGCGCAGCAGUCUUAUCGAGGUCUCCCUGUCCUCUCUAAAAGCGUUUGAGGGUGGGGAAGCGGAUCAGAACCAGGACAUGUUCUUCGACUCGAUGAGCGACCAGACGGAGCAAGAAACGAGGGGUGGAGUUGGGUUCUUUUUCAAGCAGGAUGAAACUCGACCUGAAGAUGAGAUGGCUCAGAGAAGAGCAGCGUUACUUGAGAAGCAGCAAAAGAGGGCAGAAGAGAUGAAGAGACGAAAACAAGAGCAGGAAAGAGAGAGAGAGGCCAGCAGGUCAUCAUCAGUGGACGAUCCCCGUAUAGGGGAGGAGAGACCCCAGACUCCCUGCACACCCCCGCCACCCCGCACCCCACCACCCGAGGGCACACCUCAGCGCCGCGGAGACUUCACUCGCCAGGAGUACGAACGUCGGCACCAGCUUAAAAUAAUGGAGGAUCUAGACAAAGUUCUCCGUCAAAAACCCACCACCGUCAGAGGCGUGAAGAAGCAAAGGCCCAAAACUGUGUUCAGAGAUGACUCCGGCCUCUCCCGCAGCCCUGCCAAAGGGUUCAUGGGUUCUAGGCUUAAUAAAGUGUACUCCCAUUCGACAAUGAACCUGUCCUCCAUGGCCAAUGAAAAUGGGACACUAACUGUCAGGAAAUCUCCAAGUCGAUCUCAUUCACCAUCCAGACUGAUGUCUCCGGGCCGUCUCGCUGCACAGAAUGGAGACUGGGAGACUGGAUCUACUAUUUCAUCUCCGGGUUCCAUCCCAGAAUACACUGGGCCUAAACUCUACAAGGAGCCAAGCUUUAAAUCCAAUAAGUUCAUUAUCCAUAAUGCCAUCUCACGCUGUUGUUUGGCAGGGAAGGUCAACGAACCCCAAAAAAACAAGAUUGUAGAGGAAAUGGAGAAAGCCACUGGAAACCAUUUCCUUAUCCUGUUCCGGGAUGCCAGCUGUCAGUUCCGGGCGGUUUACACCAUGAACCCCGAGACGGAGGAGAUGGUCCGGCUGACGGGCAUCGGCCCACGCGUCAUCUCUCUGGAUAUGGUGGAGUCCAUCUAUAAGUACAGCUCUGACCGCAAACAGUUUACGGCCAUCCCGUCCAAAACCAUGUCUAUGAGUGUGGAUGCCUUCACCAUUCCCAACCAUUUGUGGGAGCGCAAACGCCCGGGAACCCCCAAAAAGCUUGGGACUCCAAAAUAAAGCUCGAGGCUUUUGCCACUACGCCUGAGCUCGCCACGUCACCCGAGAGUGUGUGCCAGGAGAAAGUGCGGGAUCAGAAAUAAAUCUGCCCUCAGAGUUUGUUGACUUUCUAUGUAACUAGGUCAACUUAAAAAGAUCUUUUCAGAAAUCUACAUGGCUGUUUUCCUCAGGUGACCCAAGAAAGACAGAUUGCAAGGAAAAUGGCCAGCUUGAUUUUCUAUGAUUGUAUGAGAACAGUCCGUCACAGUUAAAUCUUCCAUUCUCGCCCUCCAAGUAAAAUGAAUGUCACCUGCCCCCUAGGCAGCAGAAGAAAACCUCAUCUCCUUCUCCAGCUCCUUGCUUUCUUUACUCUAUGAACCAGCUUCUUUAUCAUGUAAACGGAUGAAAUCUGCACUGCUCUUUGAUGAAUGUAGGGCGCAAACCAACACAGGCCUUCUUUAUGUUUUUCAGCUCAGUCUUAUGGGACUGACUGUAGAAGUGUAUUACAAGCAGGGGUGCAGGUACACUUUUUCAUCACGUGGUAAGAAAAAUGUCCAUGCUGCUGUAGGUUUAGAGUUUGUGCCCAUCCUGAAGUACAUCUGUAGACAUCUGGAUGUUUUCUUAUUACUUCUCGAGCUUGAGGACCUCAGGAGAGCAUGUUAAAAACUCAAUCAUUUUUCCUUUGCUUUACUUAUGGAUGAAAAGCAAAAAAAAAAUACAAAUAAAAUAAGCCAGAACAUGCUGUUGAUUUCCAUUAACUAUACUAUAAAAAGGAAGGAAGUCUUUUCACUGUUUAGCUGUAACUGGAAACAAUGAUGAAAGAAAACAAAUCAAUGCUGAUUUAAUAUACUGUAUAUUUGAAUGCUGUUAAAUGCUGAUUAUUUUCAUUUUUGACAAUGAUUUGUAUAUUGUGAAGAUUUGUAAGCAAUGAAUAAGCUACCCUGCUGGAUGCGCUGGUGUGUGUGAAUAAACGAAUGAGCGGAAUGGAAGAGAGAAUUAGACAAUAAACGCUAAUCGGCUGUCAUGUAACUCUCACUUCUUUAUCCAGAGCUGAGUGAACAAGUGCUUGUGUUUGUGUAAGAAUUACACACUGACAUACACCUGCUAAUAUAUUAGUGAUUUAAAGGAAACAGCCACAGGUAUAAGGCAGAUAUUGUUAUAUAUAUAAUAUUGUUUCUGAAUCAGCUAUACACUGUCUAACUUGGCCUUAGUUUCUUAGAUAGCAUGAGUUGUCUGUCAUUUUGUAUAAAAUGGGCAUUUUGUCUGUUUUUCUUCAUCAGCACUAAAAAAACUGAUCGAAUCAGCCACUUUCUCAUCUAUGAACGAGAUGAACCAGAUGAAGUACUUUGCCGUAAGAUGUACAUAUUUUUGUAAAGAGCAUAAAAUGACAUGUUGAAAUGGUUGAAUGAUGUGUUUUUGUGAGUGAGGUGUAUUUGUGUUAAUGUGUGUGUCAGUUUGGGAGAGGUUAAUGGUGAAAUGUAAGUGGAUUCCGUGCAAUGUUUAGGAUGUUAGGUCACCUGAGGUGUAUUUAUUGGGUAAAGAUGAGCUAGCGUUCGGUUCUGUUCUGUGUUUAGUUUCAGAUUUUAUUAUUUAUGUUCUCAUUUCACCAAGCACAUUGAUGUUUUGCGUUUUCUUUUCCAUGUUCAUGUCUGUAAAUUUUCUUUUCCAAAAUUCUUUGAUUACGAAUCACUCCCACUGGAUUAGAAAAAUAAAUUUUUUAAGUAAUCUCA
This is a messenger RNA of Triplophysa rosa, 6321 nucleotides long. RefSeq names its product calmodulin regulated spectrin-associated protein family, member 3 (gene camsap3). The record is from RefSeq and is a predicted model, not a curated record. The transcript has 18 exons. Gene Ontology annotation, cellular component: microtubule minus-end. NCBI's taxonomy places the organism in Eukaryota, Metazoa, Chordata, Actinopteri, Cypriniformes, Nemacheilidae. Bases 359 to 4612 code for a protein of 1417 amino acids. Gene Ontology annotation, molecular function: microtubule minus-end binding; spectrin binding; calmodulin binding. Gene Ontology annotation, biological process: neuron projection development; cytoplasmic microtubule organization; negative regulation of microtubule depolymerization.